CAGUCAGUUGCUGCCUGGAGCUUGAAGAGGGAGAUCUGGGUGGCGGGAAGAGCAGAGGACUGUGUGCAGCUCACUGCACGCAGGACUGAGCCUAGGGAAGGCUGCCAAAGAAUGGGUGCCUGGAUGGCUGGAAGAGCAGCAGGACCAUGGACAGGUCUGUGGAGGCAGGCUGAGCCCAGGGGACUGAGCCCAGACCCUAGCCAAACAUUGUGAUGAGUCCUGCUGGUAUUCUUGAAGACUGAGCUCAGGGAGAGCUGCCAAAAGGACAGCAACUGAGGGUACUGAGAUGGGCCCCUGUUGGGCUGUUAAAGAAGGCAAUGUCUCUGGGGAGGAAGCCUGAAUGUUACAGUCCCAUAGCAGGGCCAUGAGAAAGAGCUGGAGACUGUAUACCCCCAAAGGCGGGACAGUGUGUAUGACUUGGCUGGAGGCUGAGUUGUUGAAGGCCUGCUGAAAAAACAUUGGCUGGGUGCGGCGGUGGGGAGAGCUUGUAAGAGGUGUUUGCCACCCUAUUGUAAGAACUGAAAAAAAAACAGGCUCACAUGCAACCAAAAAGGGAGUGCCUGCCAGAGGUGGGUGCUGUGAAAAAGACUGAAUGAUUGCAGGCCCGUAUUGGCCAGAGAGGAGGGUGCCAACGCCGUUGCAGGAAGAAAGGAAGCCAGUGCAAGAUGAGUGGAGAGAGCAAUGAGGAGAGAAGAGGUAGACCACUUAAUACAAUGAUCCUCUUGAACAUCAGAGGCAGGGUACUGCCUGCUCUCAAAGUCUUGAGACAAUGGAAUGCUCUACUCUUCAUCAUAUGCCAGAGAAAACCUGUGGCAUCCUUUCAAGCACAGAUGGCUCGAUUGAAUUCUGAAUCCAGUGUUUCAUCAGGCAGUUCAUCCUUCUGUUCUGAUCCCGUGAACUUCUCAGACCAGGAUAAAGCCCAUCAUGGGUUACCUGAAUUAUUUGAUAAAUGCUGGUGGAUAAAAAACUUUUUCCACUCUGAACCAUCUUCUCCAAAUGUGAAUGGAAAAACAAUAUCGACCAGCAGUGUUGCAAGUUGACUUUACCUGCAGUGAUGUUACUCAUAUAGACUCAUUUAUCUAAAGCUCAGGAUCUUUCAGAUGGCUUCAUUCAGCUGUGUGAAGAAAAUAUACUGCUUGAAACUUCACUUCCAUGAGAAAGUAGAAUUUCACAAAGAUUUGUCAGUAGCUUAAAUGGUUUUGCUUAAGGCAGGCAUAGUUUCUACCUAUGCUGUCCGCUACUGAGUUGUUAAUGUUUGAUAAUUUCCAUUUAAAAAUAUUAAGAAUACAUUUAAGUGGAUUUAAUAUCCUAAUGACUAGCUCAUAUCACUGGAAGAAAUGACAGUAAAAAGUAAGAUCAGCAUAAAGUGGCCAGUGAUUAUCUAGGUUUUAUUCUGUAAGUUGAAAAGGUUCUGUGGACUGUUAGUGUCAAAAAUUUUCAAGGGUGCUGUGACUUAAAACAGAACAGUUUGUGUUUGAAAUGUCUAUUCAGUAAGUAGUAUUUUCCCAUAAGCUUAAGUUUUACUAUAUCAACUGUGCUGACAUAAAUGGAUAUAAAUUAGUUUCAGAUUAAGAUUCUUGUUUUAUAUAAUGGACCUGGCACAUCUUUCCCAAGUGCCAGGUAUAGCAGGUACAUACUGUUAAGAAGGAAGUUUACAAAAAAGUUAAUAGUUUUAAUUGUGGAAAAUCCUAUUCAACAACAAUCAUUAGCUCUGUCCCCUUGUUAUGGCUGAAUAUGGAUUCUGACCUUAAAUACAAGUGUGUACUUCUCAUUCACAUGCAUGCACCUAAGUAUUUGAUGGCAGAACAUGAGGACGUGUCAAAAUCCACAAAAGUUAGACUAUUUACCCUUUUGAUUUGCAGCCAUACUUCACUUUUUUUUAUGCUACUUUUACCUGUUCUACUGUUGGUUAAAGAGCCUCUUGUUUUGUAUUAAGUGCUGUCUAUAAAUUUACCUUAUUGGAUAUGAACUCUUUGACAGUUCCAACUCCUUAAAUAAUCACAGUUCUGUUAUUAACAAUUAUCUCUGUCCAUUAAAUAUAUUUUUACACUAAUCAUGGUUUCCUUUCUUAAAGGAUUCCAAGCUGCUUAAUCUAAUUAUUCACAUAAUCACCACUCAGUGAUGAAUUGCAGCCCUCUCUGGUGUGAAGUAUGGUAGUUUAACAGUGCACAGUUAUACAGCAGCAGUUAUGUUUUGUGAGGCAGAUGAGUGAAAUUGCUUAGGAGAGGGUAUUGCAAAUACUUGGUUUGAGCAUUUCAUAUCCAUAAGUUUCAGGACUAUUUCUCUAUGCAACUUUAUGAUGUAUCAGGUCUGUUCAAGUCACUUACUGAAUUUAUCUGGUACUUUUUUAAGCACUUCAGGUAUUAAGUAACAAAAUGUGUCCUUUUAAAGUAAACAUGUAAACUUUAUCAUGACAUACAGAUAAGUGCCAUGGACAUCUAUAGCACUGAGAAAAUAAUGAAGAAGUAGUUUAUAAUCUAUCUUGAGAUGGUAUACACAGAGUAGGUGAGAACAAGGAUGAAGACAACUGUUAGAAGAAAUAGUGUGCUGGAACUCAUUACAUGAAUAUAAAAAAAGCAAUUUAUCUAUCUAUUUUUGUUUAAAAUGAUCACAUUUUUUGAUCUUAGAAUUAUUUUAAAUGUAUGUUAAGCUAUUCUAUUUUUAUACUAACAUUUUAUAUUAAUAAAGUUUAAUUAUUCUGA
This is a messenger RNA of Mauremys mutica (yellowpond turtle), 2702 nucleotides long. RefSeq names its product pancreatic progenitor cell differentiation and proliferation factor like (gene PPDPFL). Bases 666 to 1040 code for a protein of 124 amino acids. The transcript has 5 exons. The record is from RefSeq and is a predicted model, not a curated record. Gene Ontology annotation, biological process: cell differentiation; multicellular organism development. Lineage: Eukaryota; Metazoa; Chordata; Testudines; Geoemydidae.